UUUCUUAUUCCGCAAGUGCUGCAGUUUACAGAUUGGGUGAGAUUAAAACCCUGCAGUGGACCAGGGGAUGGGGAUGGCUGUGGGUGGCUGAUCAAUUUGGGUGGCUUUGGGCAAGUACCUUCUCUCUCUGGGGUAUAAGGAUUUGAAGGAUGAGGUCUGAGUGACCAGCCAGCUCUUAGAGAGUAAGGAAGGCACAUGGGGAAGGUUGAACAGUGCUGGAGGCUCUAGGAGGGGCGUACAGCCACCCUAGGUCCACCCUAACUCCAACCACCUUAACUCUGCCAGCAGGAGGAAUGGCACCAGCUGUGGCCCAGCUCCUUUUCCUUCAGCUUGUUCUAGGGCCAGCUCCGGUGGUGAACAUCAAGGUGCAUCCUGAAGCUCAAAACUUCCAUAACUUACACAUCGACUAUCCCAAGGUUACCUUCGCAGAGGGUUUCCAGGGCUACUGCAAUGGCUUUAUGGCCUAUGUGAGGGGCAGAAGGCAAAACUGGUUUUGCCCAAAGGUCCAUUAUGUGCUACAUGCCCCCUGGAAAGACAUCCAGAAAUUCUGCAACUAUACUGACUACUUCUGUGAUGUCUACAAUGAAUACUGCACACUUACUCGGGACUUCUUUUGGCUCACAACCUGCACCCUGGACCCUAAGCAUCCAUCCACUGGCUGUUCCUACACCACCAGUGUAACCAGACAAAGGGUCUAUCUGGUCUGCUCCCGCAGGUAUAAAGGUAGCCCAAUAGGUAUCAUCAGCCUCAUUUAGGGAAUUUAAUUCCCGAACCAUCCCUACCUCCUUCCUAUGUCUGAAACUCUGAUUCCUGUAAUAAGCCUUCCUACCCUGACUUCCAUGGCAGGCAUGGCCCAGAGACCAGGCAGGUAGGAAAAUGCCCAGGAAAAUGAUCACAGUGGAAAGCUGUAGUAUCUCCUAUGUCCUUUCCAGUUUGUUUACCACCUCCUCACUACUCCACCCCCAACCUCCCUUUCCCAGCGACAGUAAAACCCACCCAAGAAGCUGGCUGUGUCCACUUGGCAGUGCCUGUCCCAGCACUGGGCCAGAUCCUGACUCCUGGAUGGAGGCCCAGGGCCCCAGCUCACACCAUAGCAACAGGCUCCAGUCCCACCCCCCAUGCUUCCCAUCUCCGUCUUUCCAUUUCCCUUCUAACUCCCUCCACUCACAAACCCACACAGCAGUAUCUCAGUACCUUCCUGAGAGCCUUAGGCCCUCCCACCUUAGCCUCCUUUCUCCACAGCUCCCUCAGUCUCUAGCCUCUCUGUGGGAUCACUGAUUCCCUCUUCAUGUAACCUGUCAUUUCCUCCACCUCCCACCGUGAAGCCAGUGUUGUCUCUCAUCCACACUUGCAACUGCUUGGGCACCCUACUUUCUUUUUCUGGUCUCUUCCUUCCAUCCCUCUCACCUCGGCCAACUGGAAUUUCACGUUAUUGUCUCUUACCCAUUUCCCUCAAGGUUCCUGCAUCCCUUUCCUUCCAGAAGCUCCUCCCCAAAUUGUCCAAACUUCAAAGUCUGCCAUUGACAAAGCAGUGGGUGAGGCAGGCCCAGCUCUAGUCAUGUAAAAAAUUUUUGGUGGUGCUGGGGAUCAAACCCAAAGUGUCCCAUUUGCUAGGCAAGUGCUCUACCAUUGAGCUAUGUCCCCAUCCCCCACUCAAGUAAUGUUUAAAAACCAUAUCUGGUGCUCGCUUUGGCAGCACAGAUACUAAAAUCAUAAGUGAAAAUAGAAUCACUGUGCCAAGUAUACUGGUGCCUGCCUGUAGUCCCAGGACUCUAGGAGGAUGAGGCACAAAGACUGAAAUUUCCUGGGCAAUUUAGCAACUUAGCCAGAUCUUGUAUCACCCUGUCUCAAAAAACAAAGACAAAACAAGACGACAACAACAACAACAACAACAACAACAGCAACAGAACGUAGACCAUUAGGGCAAAC
Molecule: messenger RNA, 1929 nt
Organism: Heterocephalus glaber (naked mole-rat)
Lineage: Eukaryota; Metazoa; Chordata; Mammalia; Rodentia; Bathyergidae
Gene: Rnase13
Product: ribonuclease A family member 13 (inactive)
Biological process (GO): defense response to Gram-positive bacterium
Molecular function (GO): nucleic acid binding
Source: RefSeq, a predicted model, not a curated record